AAAAUUUGGAAGACUUGUUCAGUCCAUAGACGGCCAGCGAACUUCGAUCUACGGUACAGAGCCAUGCUCUAUUGCAAGCUCUCCCUGUAUAUAUAUAGGACACUGCAUAAAUCUUUCUCCACAACUCUUAGACUCCAUUACUCGGAACUUGUAUUCAACUUAUAAUUCUUUUUCCUCCUAUCAACGCAUACAACUUUGAAAAUGGCUGCUAGCAAUAUUCUCUUGUUAGCACUUGUAGCUCUGCCGUUUACUGCUAGCUUGGCAUCUGACCAAAGCCCUCUUCAAGAUUUCUGCGUUGCAGAGAAGACAAGUCCAGUUGUAGUGAAUGGUUUGGCCUGCAAGGAUCCCAAGCUGGUUCAAGCCGAUGACUUCUUCUUCAGUGGACUCGAGACAGCAGGUAACACAUCAAACCCAUUUGGAUCGAAGGUGACACCGGUGACUGCAGCCCAAGUUCCAGGGCUAAACACUCUUGGCAUCGCCUUGGCCCGCGUCGAUUAUGAGCCGUGGGGUAUCAACCCUCCCCACACGCAUCCUCGUGCGUCUGAAAUUUUAGCAGUGCUGGAAGGUAGCCUCCAAGUUGGUUUUGUCACGUCCAACCCCGAAAACCGCCACAUCACAAAGGUUCUGCAGAAGGGUGAUGUGUUCGUAUUCCCCAUUGGUCUCGUCCACUACCAGAGAAAUGUUGGAACUACAAAGGCCGUUGCCAUUGCAGCUCUGAGCAGUCAGAACCCUGGUGUCAUCACAAUUGCGAAUGCGGUGUUUGGGUCUAAACCAGAAAUUGCAAGUGACAUUCUCGUGAAGGCUUUCCAAGUUAAUAAGGACGUUGUCGAUUACAUCAAAACUAAGUUCUAGACAAGCAAUGAAGUACAACUGGAAGAAGAAAGAUCAACUCCUCCAACCUGUUUCUUGAAGUUAAGAUGUAUAACGUAUAUUAAUGUUGGUUCGUUCGUUUGCUUUUUUCUUUUUCUUUGUCAGAACAGUGUGAGGAUUAAUUUCCGUAAUAUUGUU
Molecule: messenger RNA, 1008 nt
Organism: Alnus glutinosa
Lineage: Eukaryota; Viridiplantae; Streptophyta; Magnoliopsida; Fagales; Betulaceae
Product: putative germin-like protein 2-1
Exons: 2
Coding region: 202-852 (216 amino acids)
Cellular component (GO): cell wall
Molecular function (GO): manganese ion binding
Source: RefSeq, a predicted model, not a curated record